AUGAGUCAUGUGGCCGUCGAAAAUGUCCACGGUCUAGAGCAGCAGCUCGCUGUCCUAGACUUAAGUGCGGCAGACGGACAAGGUGGAUUACCUAACCGGCGAUAUAUUCCUCCACAUUUACGGAACGACGCUUCCAAAAAUGCAGGAAAUGCCUUUGCUGCUGGUCGACCUGGUGGCUACACCAUAGCGCCCCCGGCCAACUAUGGUUGGGACGGGGGACGCAACAAUUUUGUCAAUGGCUACCAUGACAACCGCAUGGCUGGCAACACGUUUAACCGUGGCCCGCCUCGUAUGGAGCGGGGCCGAGGUGGUGUCGGAGGAGGUUACCGUGGCAACCGGGGCGGAGCCUUCAACCCCAUCAACCCAGCACAGCCGAUGGCCUUCGGUGGCUAUGAAAAUAAAGACGCAGGCGGCUGGAACACUGCUAAAGACAGUUAUGGCAGUUUUGGCAACACGGGGAAAUCUGCAUUCUUCAAUGACAGAGGCAAUGCUAACAGAGGGAGGUUUGACCAUGGUGGAUUUGGUGGUGGUGGAGGAGGAGGAGGAAACAACCGAUGGGUGGAGGAGUCCAGGGAAGAGGGAGACUGGUCCAAACAAACACCACGUAACGAACGCCUUGAACAUGAGUUGUUCGCCGCCAGUAACACCGGGAUUAACUUUGAGAAAUACGAUGACAUUCCUGUUGAGGCCACAGGACAGAACUGCCCUCACCACAUCGAAAGUUUCCAAGAUGUGGACAUGGGUGAGAUUGUCAUGGGUAACAUUGGUCUGAGUCGCUACACCAGACCGACCCCUGUCCAGAAAUAUGCCAUUCCUAUUGUCAAGUCAAAGCGAGACCUCAUGGCCUGCGCACAGACAGGUUCUGGGAAGACUGCAGCGUUCCUGCUGCCGAUUCUCAGCCAGAUCUACACCGAUGGACCAGGAGAAGCUCUUAACGCAGCUAAAGCAUCUGGACAGGAGAAUGGAAAGUAUGGACGUCGUAAGCACUUCCCCAUCUCACUGGUAUUGGCUCCAACCAGAGAACUGGCACUGCAGAUAUAUGAUGAAGCCAGGAAGUUUUCCUACCGCUCCAGAGUGCGUCCCUGUGUUGUGUAUGGAGGAGCAGACAUUGGCCAGCAGAUAAGAGAUCUGGAAAGAGGCUGCCACCUGCUGGUGGCCACACCUGGAAGACUGGUGGACAUGAUGGAGAGGGGCAAGAUUGGACUAGACUACUGCAACUACCUGGUCCUGGAUGAGGCAGAUCGUAUGUUGGACAUGGGAUUUGAACCACAGAUAAGACGCAUCGUAGAACAGGACACCAUGCCGCACAAAGGCAUCCGACAAACCAUGAUGUUCAGCGCAACCUUUCCUAAAGAGAUCCAGAUCCUGGCCAGGGAUUUCCUGGAGGACUACAUCUUCCUGGCAGUGGGCAGAGUGGGUUCCACCUCAGAGAACAUCACUCAGAAGGUUGUGUGGGUGGAGGAGAGCGAUAAGCGGUCUUUCCUGCUGGACCUGCUCAGUGCUACAGGUAAGGACUCGUUGACUCUGGUUUUUGUGGAGACCAAGAAAGGUGCGGACGCCUUGGAGGACUUCCUGUAUCGGGAGGGCUACGCCUGCACCAGUAUCCAUGGCGACCGCUCCCAGAGAGACCGAGAGGAAGCCCUGAGCCAGUUCAGAUCAGGAAAAUGCCCCAUUCUGGUGGCCACAGCGGUAGCAGCUCGGGGUCUGGACAUCUCCAACGUGAAACAUGUUAUUAACUUUGACCUGCCCAGCGAUAUAGAGGAGUAUGUCCACCGUAUUGGACGUACAGGUCGUGUCGGAAACCUGGGGCUUGCCACAUCAUUCUUUAAUGAUAAAAAUGGGAACAUAACUAAGGACUUGCUGGACAUUCUGGUAGAGGCCAAACAAGAAGUUCCCUCAUGGCUUGAGAGCCUGGCCUAUGAACACCAGCAUAAGAGCAGCAACAGAGGACGCUCUAAGAGGUUCGCUGGUGGUUUUGGAGCGCGUGAUUAUCGCCAGACGGCUGCCGGAGGCACCGCUGGAGGGUUUGGAGGACGUGGAGGUCGCAACCAGGCAGGACAUGGAGGAACCCGCGGGUUUGGAGGAGGUGGUUUUGGUAACUUCUACACCAGCGACGGCUACGGAGGGAACUACUCACACUCUCAAGUAGACUGGUGGGGCAACUAGGUUCCUCCUUUCCCCCUUUACUCAUCCCUCCUUUCUUCUUCUCACAGAUUCCUCCUUCCCUUCUCCACACUUGUCUGGACCUUAUCCAUUUCCUCCCGUUCAUUAACCCAAAGAACCCACGUGCAUGUUAUUAAACUAUUUAUACUCAUUUAUAUAGCCCUCCUUCCAUCCCUACGCACUCAGAUAUUUUAAUUCUUUUCCUUUACCUGUCCUUUCCAUCUCCACCUUCGUCUUUAAUGUUCCCCAUCUUUUCUUCUUUCUUCAUUUUUGUUAAAUCUCACCUCUUAAAUAGGCCACAGUAUAAAGGGAUUUCUUCAAUUUCAGUUGGUGUAAAAUAGUAGCUUACACUAGCUAGCUACCAGCUAGCACCAUCCUUGAGUUUCAGUAAGGACAUUUUGAACUAUUUUCCCUCUGUGGCAAGUGCUUGAAGAAAAAAUAACCAUUUGAAUUAAAGUUCUAGGUGUUUUUUUUUUUGUUUUUUUUUAACCUCCUAAGAUUAGAUGGACAUUUAAGAUUUACAGUGAGUUAGUUCUACAAAACCUCUGUAGAAGACCUGGGGGGAAAUCCAGUUUUUUUUCACUUGAGUUUUGGCUUUAUUUUGUUUUUGUCUGCAUUCACCCAAAGCCAGCCAGGCGUCCUGUGUACCUUCACAUGUCAUCUUUGUAUGUAACGCAUGGCCAUGUUGUAAAUCACCGGCCAAAACCUUUUCUAAAAUAUAGCGCAGAGAUUGGCAAGAUGUCGAAUCUGAGCAAAAUAUGUCUGCAUAUAACUUCAAAAAUAGGAACUGGCUGACUUCUCCUUUAUUUACACGAUAGAUACUUAAAAGCAGCCACAGAAACAGAACAUUUUAGUUUUGUUUUUCUUUUCACUUUUUUAAAACAUAUUGAAGUCUUGAUUUAAAGAGAUCUGAGAAAGAUGUCUAACAGAGGCUGAAGGGACAAGGCUGGACAAACUGAAACACCCAGCCAAUGGGACGCCAGCAGAUGUUGUCGCCCAUUAGCAAUGAUGCUAGCAAACAGUCUUAGGACUGCAAACAGCAUUUUUCUUAGUUUGAAACAAAACAUAAUAGAGGAUCAUUUGUUUCUGUACUGUGCCUUUAAGAAUUUGAACUUUGUCUCUUAUUUCCGUUGUUUUAAUUGCCAUAAUACGUACAUACGUGGCUACAAGUAUUGGCCAACUGUGACAAAAAGUGUAUUUAAUGUCAUGUAUGGGUUUAAACGUGUUUUUCUUUAUUUAUAUUUGGAAGGAAACAAACUAGGCUUGAACUAAAUCAAACCUUGGCAAAAAAAAAAUAAAAACUAAUCAAAAACUGCGAUGAGAAAACUCAAAGCAAGUCCUUAUCUGUUUAUUGGAGUUCAAAUUCGUCGGAAGGUCUCUGAUGAGCUGAUUCCCAAAAGCAUAAUACCACUGCAACCAUAUUUAUAGAUUAUUUUGAUAUACCCUCACCCUGAAUGACUUAAAUAGGU
Molecule: messenger RNA, 3632 nt
Organism: Perca fluviatilis (European perch)
Lineage: Eukaryota; Metazoa; Chordata; Actinopteri; Perciformes; Percidae
Gene: ddx3xb
Product: DEAD-box helicase 3 X-linked b
Biological process (GO): cell differentiation; gamete generation
Cellular component (GO): nucleus; P granule
Molecular function (GO): ATP binding; RNA binding; RNA helicase activity
Source: RefSeq, a predicted model, not a curated record